AUGUCAAUGAUACGAGCUGCUCCAAGAGAAGGUUUCCCAUUUGAUGAACAAUUACCAACAGUAGCAAGAGUUGAUUCAGAUUAUUGGUAUCAAUUAUCAAAUGAAACAUUCAUAAGUUCAACUGGUGAAGUCACAUAUAGUAUUGAAAAUCAACCAUCAUGGUUAGAAUUUGAUCCAACUUCAAGAAUUUUAUCAGGUACUCCAAGUGAAGAUGAUGCUACAGAAGCAGCUAAAUUUACCUUAGUUGGUGAAGAUGGUGAUUCAACAAUUUCAAAAGAAUAUUCAAUUGUUGUUUCUAAAAAUAAAGGACCAGUUCCAUCAGAUAAUUAUACCGUUUUAUCACAACUUUCAGAUUUUGGUCAAACAAAUGGACAAAAUGGAUUGGUUUUAAGUCCUGGUAAAAUAUUCAAUGUUAGUUUUGAUACUAAAACUUUCGAUUCUGAUGAUACUGUUAAAGCUUAUUAUGGUCGUUCAGCUGAUAGAUCUUCUUUACCAAAUUGGUUAUUCUUUGAUAGUGGUAAUUUAAGAUUUAGUGGUGUUGCACCAUCUGUUAAUUCUGAGAUUGCACCAGGUUUUAAAUAUUCAUUCAUUUUAAUUGCAACAGAUUACACUGGUAAUGCAGGUGGCUGGAUAGAAUUUGAUAUUGUUGUCGGUUACCAUGAUUUGACUACUAGCGUUAAAGGUGUUACACAUGUUAACGGAUCUGCUGGGGAUGAUUUGGACUUUGAUAUCCCAUUAGAUGAUGUUUAUCAAGAUGGUGAAACUAUUACAACUAACAAUAUUUCAAAUGUCCAAUUAUCAGGAGCUCCAGAUUGGUUAACAUUAGAUAAUUAUACCCUUGUUGGUACUGUUCCUGAAGAUUAUGAAAGUAGUAAUGAUACUUUUAAUGUUACAAUUUGGGAUUAUUAUUCAAAUCAGGUUGCUUUAUAUUUCCAAAUUGAAUCUAUUGACUCUUUAUUUUCAGUUGAUUCAUUUAGAGACGCUAAUGCAACUAGAGGUUCAUAUUUCCAAUAUUAUUUCACUCAAUCACAAUUUACAGAUUUUGAUAGUACAAAUAUUACUGUUGAUGCCGAAGAUGCUGAUUGGUUAUCAUUCCAUAGAUCAAAUUUAACAAUUAACGGUGAAACUCCAGAUGAUUUUGAUGAAACUAAAAUUACAGUUCAAGCUUCUAAAUCAGGUACAUCUGAUGAAUUAUCUUUCAAAGUUCGUGGUCAAGAUUCCUUAACAAAAUCAUCUUCUUCAAGCUCAAGAUCAUCAAGUACUUCAUCUUCAUCUUCAAGUCCAAGUGGUUCUUCUACUGUAUCUAGCUCAACUGUAUCACAAACUGCAAGUUCUGAAAAUGGUCCAAUUUCCAAAUCAAAAUCAAAUAAUAACAAAAAGGCAUUAGCUAUUGGUCUUGGUGUUGGUAUUCCAUUAUUCUUAAUCAUCUUGGCUGCUGUAAUUGUUUUCUUAUGUUGCUUCAGAAGACGUAAGAAUAAUAAAUCUGAUGAAGAAGAUUCACAAUCAUCACCAAAAAUUUCUAAACCAAUCUUGGGUAAUCCUGCAAAUGGACCAAAUAGAUCACCAACUACAAAUAACGCUGCUGGUGUUUCACCGUUUGGUGAUAAUGGAUCUUCAGAUUAUGAAGUUGAAGGAGCUAUGGAUGAAAAGAAUGAACCUCAUAGAUUAGGUGCAUUAAAUGUCUUAAAAUUAGAUGGUAAAGAAAUGUAUGAAGAUGAAAGUUCACAUUCUUCAAUUAGUAAAGCUGCUUCAUUUGAAAGUAUUCAUGAUGAUACACAUUCAUCAUUAUAUCAAGAUGCUUUACAAUCACAUAGUUCUGAUAUGUUAAUGGGUGCCGGUGCUGUUGGUGCUGCUGCUGCUGGAGCUGGUGCUUAUGCUGUCACAAAUAGAAAUUCACAUCAUGAUAAUGAAACACUUCCAAAGAAAUCAUGGAGACAAACUAUUGAUUCUAAGAUUAAUAGAGAAUCAUUGAACUCAUUAGCUACAGUUUCUACAAAUGAAUUAUUUAGUAUAAGAUUAGCAGAAGAUGAUGAAAUUAGAAAAGAUCCAAGAAAAUCUAAUUUAGGUUUUAGAGAUUCAGCAUUUUUAGGAUCAACAGCUUCAUCAAUUUUAACAAGAGAUGAUAGUGGUAAUAUUCAAAGAUUAGAUAGUGAUGGUAACAUUGUCGAUUUGAAAAACAAUGGUAAUAAUGGUAGUAAUAAUCCAUUUAGACAUUCAAAAGGUGGAUCAUUAGAUGUCUUGAAAGAAGAAGCUACACCACAUCAAUUGCAUUCAACAUCAUUCCCAACUCAACAAUCAUAUAAUCAACCACAACAACAAGGACAAUUACACCCAAAUCAUAAAGCAACAAAUUCAUCAUUAGUACAAGAUACUUCAUUUACAUCAACAAAUACACAAUCAACAGGUGAAGAAUUUUAUCCAGUUGAAACAUCAAAUGGAGUUGAAUGGAAACAAAAUGCUAAAAAUAAAUUUACAUUUGAAAAUGGUAGUGUUCAAAAUUUAAAUGAUACAACUUCAUCAUCAAAUUAUAUAAAUACAAAAGCCAGAUUAAUGGAUUUUACAAAUAAAGCAAGAGCAGAAAGUACAAGUAAUGAUGUUAGUCAUUCAACUUAUGAAACUGCUGAAUUUGAAUCACCAUAA
Messenger RNA from Hansenula ciferrii, 2640 nucleotides. It is a transcript of the gene AXL2, whose product is annotated as Axl2p. Gene Ontology annotation, cellular component: membrane. Lineage: Eukaryota; Fungi; Ascomycota; Saccharomycetes; Phaffomycetales; Wickerhamomycetaceae. The transcript has a single exon. Gene Ontology annotation, molecular function: calcium ion binding. The record is from RefSeq and is a predicted model, not a curated record. Bases 1 to 2640 code for a protein of 879 amino acids.